GAGACCGGAUGUUGACAAAUUUCAUGUCACUGUUCUUAGAAGGUCGUUUGUUUGUGUGAAGAUUUCUUAUCUGGGAUCUCUCUCUCUCUCUUUCUCAGUCUUUCUCUCUCUAAAAGAAAAAAAAAAAAGGAAAAAGAAAUUUUCUUUUCUGUCUCUCUCUCUCUCUGUCUAAACUCCCAUUUCUUUGAGAGAGAAAGAGAGUGGCCCAGCAGAUCGAAAUCUCUACCUUUUCUUCAAUCUGUUGACGAUCUAAGCUUCUUCAAUGGUGUUGCAAAAACACCCACUUUGUUUUUUGCUAAGUAAUUGUUGCUGUUUUUAUCUUUAGUUGUUGCUUUGGUCUUAGUGAUGAGAGAGAGAGAAAGAGAGAGUCUUGUGGACUUUUUUUUUUAUUUUAUUUUUUCAAUUUUCCAUGAUGUGGAGGUUUUCUGUUGAAAUGAUUCAAUCCAAGCUGGAUUCUUGAGGAGAUAGGUGAUAAGAGGAUGUGGGUCUAAGGAAUGGGAACAAAAGUGCAGUUUAAAAGUUAUUGGCCAGGAUAUUAUCCAAUGAGGGAUCUGAAUGAGAAUUCUAACAGUUGUAGCUGGCCCCACUAUUAUGGAGAUAAAACAAUAGCAAAUGGGCAGUAUUAUAAUGGCUUUUUGCCGAGAGCUUCCACAGAUCUAUAUCCACCUUAUGAUAAGGAUGAAUUGAAGAAGACAAUGCUUGAGCAUGAGGAAAUAUUCAAAAAUCAGGUGAAUGAACUGCAUCGCCUUUACAGAAUACAGAGGGAUUUGAUGGAUGAAUUCAGGAGGAAAGAUCUACAUAAAAACCGGAUGCCUAUUGAGGCAUCAUUAUCAUCAAGUCCCUUAGCAUCUCAAAUUACAUCUGAAGACGCUAGGAGAUGGCAUGUCCCCAGCUUCCCUAUGGUGAACUCUGCUUGUGCUAGACCAUCUGUUACAGGUGCUGAGGAUAUUCAUUCUCCUAUGAGUUCAAUGAAAGGACACAGUGCACAAGGUGGUCAUUUUCCAUCCCAAAAUGGGGGCAUUUCAAAGGAUUUAGAGAUGCAGGAUUCCAGACCCACAAAGGUUAGAAGAAAAAUGUUUGAUCUCCAACUUCCAGCUGAUGAAUACAUUGAUACUGAAGAAGGGGAACAGUUCAGCGAAGAAAAAGUAUCUGCCAUGUCAGGUAGUAUUUCUAAUAGAAAUCAUAAAGUUGCUCCUGAGAAUGGUGUAAAGCUGUUUCGUGACAAUGGUGGGAAGACUGGCUUUCAAGGAGAUGCUUUGACAUCUGAUUCACGUUUAAAGAGCAGAAAUGGUUUGGCUGACUUAAAUGAGCCUAUUCAGCUUGAAGAAACAAAUGCUUCUGGAUAUGUUGAUCUUCUGGGCCGUGGUGCCUGUCACCAGGAGAUUCAAGGCCCUGAUAUGUCUGCUAGACCAAACUCACAGCUUCUAAGUUUGCCAAAGGGAAUUUCACUCAACUCCCAUCAUGGAAGCAAUAAUGGGACUCGAGACAACCGGCACUUAGAGAACAAUGGAAAUGCAAAAGGAUGGUUUUCCCAUGUGCUUGAAGCAGGGAAUGGGAAAAGCAACAUGAAAUCUACUUCUCAAGGUCUUCAACCUGAAAUAUCUUCCCAACCCUUGCAAGUUUUGCUAAACAAAGCUCAUGAACCUUCUGCUUACUAUCUAACUGAUCAAAGCAAGGCAGGAUUGUGGAGUGAAAGAACAGUUUGUGGUUUGGAUAUGACUGAUAGAAGUCAUGAGAUCUCCAGUACUAAGCAUCUGGGGUCAACUGUGGCCUCUCAUAUACCUAGUCCAUAUCCUAUUGCUCCUUCCGACUUGUCCAAGUCUUGGUCUCACUCGGUUUCAUCUUGGGAAAAAUCAAGUAGUAACUUAAGCCAGAAGUCAAUGUCAGUUCAAAAACAACCAUAUUUGAACUCAUCUGCUACCUUGAGUAAGAGUUCUCAAUCAUCAGUUCAAAGCAAUGGAUUUUUGGGAGAUGCCUGGCAUCUAAAGAGCAAUUCUAGAUGUAACCCAGGUUUUGGAAACGAAUUUCCUAACGGAAGUGGAUUUUACCAAGGGUCCUCAUCCGGCUCGAAGGAACUACCGAUUCACCUUUCAUCAAUCAGCUACCAGAACUGCAGUAAUGAUAAUAAUAGAGCUCCUGCCCAGUUGAUUAAUAAUGGUUUAGCAAAGUACUAUAAAGAUUCAGAUUGCACAGACAUGAAAUCUGUAAAAGACGAGAACUAUGUGGUGCUUUCAAACAGUUCAACCAACAAAGUACCUCCACAGCAAGGUUUUGAUGGAGGACAAAGGCAUGAAGACCAUCCUGCAGCCUUGCCAUGGCUAAGACCUAAUUUUGCUCCUAAGAAUGAGGCCUCCAAUGCCGGGAGGAUUUCAAACAAAGAGGAUCUGAGUUUCUUGCAAUCCUCACCAAACCAGUUGCCCAACAAAAAUGAAAUUGGAAAGGGGGCUAAUCAAAUUUUUACCCAGAAUGUAAAAUCAUUUUCAUGUUCUAAUGAUGUUGAAGUGAAGAGGAUUGAAAUAGGUGACUACCCAAGUAAUAAGAAAAUUCUUGGGUUUCCCAUCUUUGAAAAGUCUCAUAUUUCUAAGAAUGAGUCUUAUUCUUUCACCUCCCCUUCUGUGUCCCUUCCUCUCCUAUCAGAAGGUGAAGUUGUGGAGAAUAAUGGGAAGAAUAGAGUCCUUGAUAUAAACUUGCCUUGUGAACCUGCAGUUCCUGACUUGGGCAAUCAGAUAGCAACAGAAAUUCUGAUUAAAGAUAAGAAAAGAGAUGCAAACGUUUCCAGUCUCAGACAUAACAUUGAUUUGAAUUCCUGUAUAAGUGAUGAUGAAGCAUCCUUGGCACCUUCUACUCCAAGCGCUCGUGUGAAGAUUUCAGCAGGGAUAGACUUAGAAGCCCCUGUAGUUGUUGAUGCUGAGGAGGAUGUCAUUCCUGAAGAAGCUGCAGAAAAGCAGCAUGAUCCUCCUUUACCAUCUCCAAAACACAAAGCUGAGAAGCCAUUGGAUGAACUUAUGGUGGUAGCAGCUGAGGCAAUGAUUGCCAUCUCAUCAUCUGUUCUGCACAGUCAGAUUGAUAAUGCCACUUGCAAUCAAUCAGAAUCUUCUAUGAUGGACCGUCUUAAUUGGUUUGUGGAGAUAGUUUCCUCAUGCGGAGAUGACAUUGAGAGCAAGUUCGAUACUCUUUUGAGAGUCAAAGAUGGUGAGGAUAAUGAAGAAUCUUCCUCUGAAGGGAGUGAUUACUUUGAGUCCAUGACAUUAAAACUAAUGGAUACUAAGGAAGAAGAUUAUAUGCCUAAACCUCUGGUUCCUGAAAACCUAAAGCUGGAGGACACUGGAACCACUUUAGUACCAAAUCGGCCAAGGAAGGGCCAGGCAAGGAGAGGGAGGCAGCGGAGGGACUUCCAAAGGGACAUCCUUCCAGGCCUUGCUUCUCUGUCAAGGCAUGAGGUAACAGAAGAUCUUCAGACAUUUGGGGGGCUGAUGCGAGCAACAGGUCAUUUGUGGCAUUCAGGAUUGACAAGGAGGAGCUCUACUAGAAAUGGGUGUGGAAGGGGGAGGCGGCGGUCAGUGGCAAGCUCCUCACCUACCGUGCCAACAAGCCCCGCUUGCACUCCGCUGAUACAGCAGCUUAAUAAUAUUGAAGUGGGACUGGAGGAUAGAAGCCUAACAGGGUGGGGGAAGACAACUAGACGACCCCGCCGGCAAAGAUGCCCUGCAGGUAAUCCUCCAUCUAUCCCUUUAACCUGAUCAAUGGGAAGAGUCUUUGAUUUAUUAAUUUAGAAUUUUAUAGAGGCAAGUGAGGAGUUGUUUCUCUGGCUUUGGGGGAUGAGGUUGUACUGAGCCGUGGGGACUGCCUUUUGUACAUUUCUUAGCUCAAAAUUUGGGCUUGCUUGAUUAUCUGUCUUUGAGUGGUUACCAACUUUGUAUUAUCAUAAAUAAUGUUGUAUAAUUUCUUCCGGGAUAUAUAAUAGCAUUCCUUCA
Messenger RNA from Quercus robur (English oak), 3974 nucleotides. RefSeq lists its product as uncharacterized. Bases 495 to 3740 code for a protein of 1081 amino acids. NCBI's taxonomy places the organism in Eukaryota, Viridiplantae, Streptophyta, Magnoliopsida, Fagales, Fagaceae. The transcript has 4 exons. The record is from RefSeq and is a predicted model, not a curated record.